AUGCUUCAUUCCCGCCUACGACCCCUCCCCCGCCGCAACUAUCCCACCAACACCCCCAGCGCCCCAACACCGGAAUUCCAAAACGAAGAUGUCGCCGAGAUAGAAGAGUCCCCCGAAGACCUCUUCGGGGCAUUCCUCCCCCACCUCUUCCCAGAUGACCUCCCCCUCUACGGCGACCUCGACAUCAUGGUCCCCAGCUACCCCAGCUCAAGCGAGAAACGCUCCGAAGAAAUCGCCGCCGGCCAAGCCAAGCCCGACGGCUCCGUGAACCAAGUCGACGAGGGCCGCAAGCUCUUCGCGCAUUUCCUCUGGAGCGCCGCAAUGGUCGUAGCCGAGGGUGUCGAAGAAGCCGAUACGCCAACAGCACCGGGCACCGAAACAACAGCCCAGAAAGAGGCAAGAGAGCUAUGGAGCAUCAAAGGCGAGAGUGUGCUGGAAUUGGGCGCUGGCGCCGCGCUCCCUUCUGUUAUUUGCGCCCUGGCUAAUGCUUCGGUUGUGGCUGCGACGGAUCAUCCUUCCUCGCCUGCUUUGAGUGGUGCGAUUACUUUUAAUAUUGAGCAUAAUGUGGCGAAGCGCGCGCCUCCGGUGUCUGGGUCGGUGUCGAUGCAUCCGCAUGAAUGGGGUGUGUUGACUGAUUCAUUCUCGGUGGCGAAUAAGGGGGCGUUCACGCGGAUUGUGGCGGCGGAUUGUUUCUGGAUGCGCUCGCAGCAUGAGAACCUUGCGCGCACGAUGCAGUGGUUCCUUUCGCCGGGUGGGAAGGUGUGGGUUGUUGCUGGGUUCCACACUGGCCGUACGAUUGUUGCUGGGUUCUUCGAGACUGCGCUUGAGAAUGGAUUCGUUGUGGAGACGAUCUUUGAGAGGGACUUGGUUGAGAGAUUGGAGGAUGGGGGUGAGAUUCGGAGGGAGUGGGCUCCGUUCAGGGAAGGGGAAGGAGUAGAGAAUCAGAAGAGGUGGUGUGUUGUUGCGGUUCUGAAGAGGAAAGGGGAGUAA
Molecule: messenger RNA, 990 nt
Organism: Penicillium paradoxum
Lineage: Eukaryota; Fungi; Ascomycota; Eurotiomycetes; Eurotiales; Aspergillaceae
Product: putative nicotinamide N-methyltransferase
Exons: 3
Coding region: 1-990 (329 amino acids)
Biological process (GO): peptidyl-lysine dimethylation
Molecular function (GO): protein-lysine N-methyltransferase activity
Source: RefSeq, a predicted model, not a curated record